AAUUUAUUUAAUGUUUGAUGAACUAUUAAUAAAAGAUAUUGAUAAAAAAAAUUAAUUUCAUUUAAAUUCUAUCAAUUAUAUCUUGAUAUUGGUGAUGGAUCCAGCUUUGGUAACCAACAUUGAACGUUUAUUGAAUGAACUUUAUGAUGACCACAAUAAAACAAAAUUUGAAGAAACAAAUAAUCUAUUGAUUAAUCUACAAAAAUCAAAAGAAGCAUGGAUGUUUGCAUGGUUGUUGAUGAAAAAAGAUAAACCAGUGAAUGUACAAUAUUUUGGUGCAUCUUCAUUGUAUGUUAAAUUGACAAAAUAUCAUUUUGAAUUAGACAAUAAUAGCUAUCGACAAUUAUGGGUGAAAAUAAUUGAAAAUCUUAUCGCUUAUAUGGAAAGCGCUGAAUUCAAUUUAAUAACAACUAAAUUGAUUUCAUGUCUAGCUGUUUGUAUUGUACAGAAUAUCGAUAACGAAUGGAAUAAUGCACUUCAAGAUCUUUGGAAUCUAUUUCAACCGGAAAAAUUAUCAAAUAUUCCAUCCACACGUGUGAUACAUGUUCUAUUGGAAAUAUUGAGCGUUAUACCAGAUGAACUUAAUCAUCCAUAUCAGGAUAAGAAUAAAAAACAAGCAUCAAGAUUGGAACUAGUUAAACAUGCUGAAUCGGUAUUAAUGUUUGUGUAUAAAAUUCUUUCUGAAGAAAAUAUUUCCGAUAAUAUUACGAAAAUAUGUCUAAAAUGUUUCCAUUGUUGGUCUAUCGGUUUAGAUACUAUUGUAUUGACUGAAAAUCAUUUGGCCAUCAUGGCUAUUGUUUUGAAUUGUGUACGAAAUGAAAAUACCUGCCAUGAAGCUGUUGAAUGUAUAAUUGCCAUAUAUACAUGUCCACAUAUGAUCAAACAGCCAAAAAUGAUUAUUCAAUUAAUUGAACAAAUGACCAUUGGUCUGACGAAUUUAAUUGAUCAAACCAUACAAGAAUCAAAUAUGGAUUAUCUUCGUGAUCUUUAUUUUCUAUUUGUAUCUAUUGGUGAAUCACAUACCCGUCUAAUAUUGGAUUCAUUGACCGAUUUAUCAUUAAAUCGGGAUAUUUUGAUUGAAUUUUUUCGUAUCAUAUUAAAAUGUAGCAGUACACCAACCCAUUAUGGUUAUGAUGAAACUAUAAGUGAUUUACCAUUUAAUUUUUGGAUAAAUUUUCAAGAUGAUUUUAUGGCAUCGGAUGAAAGUAAAAUACAAAUCUAUUUAAACAUAUUCAAAGAUAUAUUCCAUUCAAUGAUUAAUAUAUUUUUAUUUAAAUUACAAUAUCCACCGGAUGAAAUUUAUGAACAAUCAUGGGAUAAAGAUGACCGAGAAAGAUUUCGUUGCUAUCGACAAGAUAUAGCCGAUACAUAUACAUAUUGUUUUAGUAUAUUGAAUACAUCAUUAUUACAGAUUUUAAUGGAUCAUUUUAACAAAGCACUGUCACAAACAAUGAUGGCCACUUCAAAAGAUAUGAAUCAAAUAUCUACAUCGAUUCGUUAUUUAGAAGCAGUGAUCUAUGCAUUCAGUGCAUUAACGGAGAAUAUUUCCCCAACGGAAACCGUAUAUAUGCCACAAAUAAUUAGUUCAUUUCAAACACUUUCAAAUGAAUGUCUCAAUGAUUCACGGCUAUUAUCAACAAUUAAUUGCUUUUUAUCAAAUUCCGCUGAUUGGUUAGCAAAUAAUAUCAAUUAUUUUGCAUUCACAUUAACAAUCAUAUCGAAUUCAUUGAAAUCAAACGAUCAAAUGGUUGUUAUAUCGGCAACAAUGGCAUUAAAAGUGAUUACAACUGAAUGUCAACUAGAUCUUCGUCCAUAUUCAUUAGAUAUAAUACGGAUUUGUGAAGAAUAUCUACAAUAUCCGAAUUUACAAUAUAAAGAAAAAGCUCGACUUAUGCAUUCAUUGGGUACGAUUCUUUCCAUAAUGCCAUUAGAUGUAAUCAUGAAUACAAUUGAUCGAAUAUUGAUACCAAUAUUAACGGAAACGGAAAAAAUUCUAACAAAUACGAAUAAUAAUAAUAAUGACAAUCCGGAUUCACGUAUUCAUAUUAAUGGUGUAUUAUUAAUGUUAUCCAAUCUUUUUGCUAAACUUGAUGUCAAUCUAAAAGGCACCGAUCUAGAAGAAGGUGAUCAUCUUAUAUCGAAAUCAUUGGUACAAGCUAAAGCACGUAAUAAUAUACCACAACCAUUGUAUAAAAUUUUUGAAAAAAUAAUGCCCAUGUUUGGUGUAAUAGCAAUGAAUUAUUCUUAUGAUGAAGAGAUUGCUCAAAAUGUUUGUGAAUGUGUUAAGAAAACCGUUAUAACAUUAUUGGAUGAUGUUAAACCAAUGAUUGGCAAUAUUCUACACCUAUUACUUCAUCUUUAUCGUAAUUCAAAAUCCAUUUCGGUCAUACAAAUUUCUCGACAAAUAUUUACAUUAUUCCAUAAGGAAUCAGAACUAUUGCCAAAUCUUCAGGAAUAUUUUUAUACAUUAACGACCAUAACUAUUGAACAAUUUGCAAAAGAUUUUCGUGAAAAUACAUUUCUUGUACAGAAUUUUUUCGAAGAAUCUGCACACUCAUUACGAAAAGCAACGGCAAUAUUUCUAUAUCCUAAAUUAAAUCUUUCAACAUUAUUUGAUUGGGCCAUUGCCGGUAUUGUUUUACCGGAAAAAGGUACCGUUCAUCAAUGUUCAAUAUUUAUCAGUGAAUUUUUGAAUCAAGGUCGACAAAAUGAACAAUUCCAUAAAGUAAUACAGGAAAGAUUCGAUAUGCUUGUAAUGAAAGUGUUCAUCGUGAUCGGUGGUCAACAAGGUUCACCAUCAUUCGCCGUCGAUUAUAUGCCCGACAUAAUUAUUGUAUUGAAUCAAAAAUAUUCGGAUAGCUUCACACGUGCAUUGAAUUCAAUAAUCGAUUAUAAUGGCUUUCCUACCGAUAUGGUAACACGUGAACAAAAAUGUAAAUUUGUGCAAUCAAUAUCCACAUUACGUAAUAACAAACGACGUUUACGUGAAAUUGUAAAAGAAUUUAGCUGCCGUUGUCGUGGCCUAUUCGGUGUCGAUAGUAAACAAUAA
Messenger RNA from Dermatophagoides farinae (American house dust mite), 3049 nucleotides. RefSeq names its product importin-13-like protein cdm (gene cdm). The record is from RefSeq and is a predicted model, not a curated record. Gene Ontology annotation, biological process: protein import into nucleus. Gene Ontology annotation, cellular component: cytoplasm. NCBI's taxonomy places the organism in Eukaryota, Metazoa, Arthropoda, Arachnida, Sarcoptiformes, Pyroglyphidae.